GCCAUAGCGGGCGGUGACUAGAAUAACUUUAGUUUAUUGGGUUGCCAAGCGGGUACCGCUGCGCCUAAGCGUUUCCUAUUUCCGUUUCCGGCCCCCGAAAGGGUCAGCGGGCGUUGCUAGGCAACUGCCGGUGGCUGCGGGUUUUCAGCGGGAAAAAAGAGCUACUGGCGUCCCUGCUUUCCUGAGGAGACUUCGCAGUUGCGGGCACCCCUGAAGUGGAAGAGAGGAGACCUGUACGAAUAAGGACUGACAGUAGUAACAUCUGGACUAUUGCAAAAUGAGCUUCCUGUUACCCAAGCUGACUAGCAAAAAAGAAGUCGACCAGGCGAUAAAAAGUACUGCAGAGAAAGUGUUGGUCCUCAGGUUUGGGAGAGAUGAGGAUCCCGUCUGUAUGCAACUAGAUGACAUUCUUUCUAAGACUUCUUCUGAUUUGAGUAAAAUGGCUGCUAUUUACCUGGUGGAUGUGGACAAAACUCCAGUUUAUACACACUAUUUUGAUAUCAGUUAUAUUCCAUCAACUGUAUUUUUCUUCAACGGGCAGCAUAUGAAAGUGGAUUAUGGGUCUCCAGAUCACACUAAAUUUGUGGGAAGUUUCAAAACCAAACAAGACUUCAUAGAUUUGAUCGAAGUGAUUUACCGAGGGGCAAUGCGGGGCAAGCUUAUUGUGCAAAGUCCUAUUGACCCCAAGAAUAUUCCCAAAUAUGACCUUCUCUAUCAAGACAUCUAACACAUUAACUACUGUCCGAGUUGAAGAGAAAGACACAUCUGGAAACAGUGCCCAAAUCUAGCUGUGCUGCUGGGCUGGAGUCCUUCACCGUGUCCCAACACAGAAAACGCCGGCCCCCCCAAAAAAGACCUGGGAUGCCUGCCUGGCUUCUCCCUGCUGUCCUCCAAGCAGCCACGGCCAGUUUCUACAGCAUCAUUUCCUGUAACUCUAUGCUGUGCUUGUUUUUAUUCCUUAAGAUAAUAGACUCUUCCUAAAUGUUGGCUAACAGAGACUGAUUUAACGAUCUUCAUUUGAUAUGCAAGUUGAAAGAAAAGAAGCAAAUUCCUGAAAGAGUAAAAACGUGUCCCUCCCCUCACUGUUCUCUCUCUCUCUCUCUCUCUCUCUCUCUCUCUCUCUCUCUCUCUCUUUCCCUCUCUCUCCCCCCCCCCACCAUUACCCUCACCAGUUCCUCCACUCACAUUUAUAUUCUGCCCGUUCACUUGUCUUCAGUCCUUUUGACCCCAGUUCUUGGAGUAAAUUAAUUCACUAUUGAUAGUAGAAAAGUUUUUAUUUUGGAGCGUUUCUAACUUUGACCUCUAAAAGAGUAUCCUGGUUUGCUCGUUUUACUAGUUUUUAUGUUAGUAAAUUGCCAAAGAACUUGAACUUCUUACGUCCAAUUUUACCUAAACAAAGAAUUCACAACCUUUACUGAGAAGGUGCAGACCUCUCCCAGGAGUCAGAGUUCCACCUCUUCCUGCGGCAGAAAAAUAGACUUCAAGGACUCAAGACUGGCAGGAGAUAGCGGAAUAGGUAGAAAGAAAGAUCAUCUUUGUGGGAUUUUCUCAUGAAGAAUUCUCUUUCAUUCUCUUUCACAACCUGCCACCACUUAGGUAAGUUACUGCUCCUCUCAAAACCUCAUGGGGCUAUUGGCUCUGACUUUCUGGAAUGGGAGAGUAGAUGCAAAGCCAGAGGGCAGUGGGCCAGGCAGCAUGUGACCUGCGAGGCAGCUCUCGGCCUCCUUGCCUGUUCAGGGCCAGUCCAUCUCCUUUGGUACUUCCUUUCCCAGCCUUUUCUGCCAGGAGAAAUGUUCCUGACUAAUGUGGCAUAGGAGGGAGGUGGCUGGACAUUUUUGUGUCCUUCACUGAUAGACAGAGAGAGCCACUCCAGGAAUAAGUCAAAACAAAACCGUUCCACCACCACCUUCAUAGUCUCCUGUCCCCCUCCCACUUGUACGGCAAGCAUGAUGCAUGGAACUUCAGCAGCCAUCCUGGCACCGUGAGGCCACCAGCACUGGCGUGAAAAAGGAAUAUGCUGAGAAGAACCAGAAAAGCCUUGGUCCCCAGUGAUGUUACUGAGCUCCUGAGUGAAAUGUAGACCUGCCUCCCAGACUUGCACAAAAGAAGGAAACGUCUUUGGUGCCUGUCACUGUUAGUUGGAUUUUCUGUCAAUGCCUGAGUCAUUCAGUAUUUGAUGUGUGGCAAGAACUCAUACCAGCAAACACUCAGAACUCUCAUGCAUAACAUUGUCACAUCUUCAGUCCUCCUUGGGACCUCUGGGAAUCCUUGUCUGAAUUCCUGGCUUAUGUUUCUGUCCCAUUUUAGCUUCCUUCUCUUCCACAUGUGUUUGCUGAGUAUACACUGUCUGCCCCAUCCUAUGCUGCAUGUUGCACAAAGACAGUAGAUUCCUGCACGGGAAAUAGGCUUGUCAGAAGAGGCAGCACCUGAACUCCAGGAGAGUAAGAGCUACUUGUGCCAAAGGGGAAGGGCCUCUCACUAGAGGGCCUGGGCCUUGUGUGUGUGGUGGCUCUGGGAGGGUAGGGGAGGUGGCCAGGCUGGAGAUGGCAAGGAAAGCUACCUAAACUCAAGGGAGAAGAGAGCAGGAGGUGCUGCUGAGAGGAAGGCAGAGAGGAUAAGUGAAUUGAGAAAAUGCCAGAGAUUUUCUCAUGUUCUUCCUGACAUGGUGACCAAUGCCACAUAAUACCAUUAGAUAAUUCUUCAAGAAAACUGGGGUGGUUUUUUCUUCAGGAAAUCUUUGUGCACAAGUAGGUGCGUCUGUGAAGGGUCAGUGUAUUGAUGGCUUCUAGCAGGACAGUAGUUAGAAGAGCUUCCUGUUUACAAGGGUUCUGGAGUCUUUCUUCUGAGUGACACUUAAAAGCAAGACCCUUAUCUUUAUGAAGAAGAUAGCUUGGGCAGCUUGUUUGACUCCUGGUAAAAGGUAGCUUUCUCCCAAGUAGGAAAAGCAGCCCAUGCAAGGAAGAAACUUCUACCUCUUUUCCACAUCCCAGAAUGUUAGGGCUGCGGGGGGCUGCAGAGAUGGCCUGCUUUAGCCCUCAUAGAAGAGACCAGGGGAUGGUGGGCAGAGAGCAAAGAUCCUAGGCAGGCCUGUGUGGCCACGCUCUGAGUCAGAGCUAGCCUAUGUCACCACCUUGCUUUCCUUUCUGAAGCGCUGGUGUGUUGGAAGACUGUCUGCCACACACUUGUUUGCAUACCACUCUGACUACCAUCUUCCUUAUCAGGGCAUCCUUCCUCCCACUUUACUUCAAGGAGGCGAAAGGACUCAGGAAAAGGUUCAGGGUUUGUAUUCAGGCAGACAUUGGCUCAAGGGUCAGCAUUGCUAUCAGUUAGCUGUGUGACCUUCAGCAGAGUCUCUACACUCAUCCGUAAACAAAGAUAACAGUGGCCUUUCUGAGGUGAGCUCUUAGUCAGCGAGCAAGUCCCCACUGCACAACAGUUUGUAUCACCUAUAGGGGGUGGGGGGUUCUGUAGGCAUGGUGUUUUCUGCCACACCCCGGGGCUGCUGUAAUGUAAAGGUGAGACUAGAAAAGACGCAAGACUAAAAACAGCACAGAAAUGAAGCUAAAUAACCUCUUUAUUAAUUGACUCAGCAGUGCAGGACAGGGGCCCACCAGCUCCAUUCUACUUUAUCCCCUCAUCCACUUUACUCCCAUCCAGUUUGCCCUCCAUCCAGAGCUAAAUCUUAAGUGCUCCCAGCCAGCCUUGCACUAGUUGUCAGCCAUGGUUUUCUGAACCCAGUCCAAGAUGGAGGACACCUUCACAUACACGCCAUACUCCGCCACGGUACAGCUCUUGUCAAAACUUAGGAUGCCAGCUGCAUACCAGGUGUCCUGAUCCACGUCGUGAACGGCGAAGGCACUGCCAGCAUCGCCAUAGCAGGUGUCUUCCUGAUACCUGGAAAAGCCAGCACAGAAGGUGUGCUCAUUCAGUGUGGGCUGCACCUUCACAGGGCUCUUCGGUGUCUUCUUUUCGGGCACCGUGCUGCCCUCAUAGUGCUCCACACACUUGUCUUGGUCAGCCACUGGCAGCAUGACGUACUUCAGAAACUGAGUGAAAUUGAAGUUGGAAUUCCGCCCCCAGCCAGACACGUAGCCCACACGCCCCACUUCUGCGUAGUCUUUGGAAGGCAGGCAGAUGGGCAUCACUUUCUCUGUGAUGGGUACCUUCUGUCUAAGUUUAAUGAGCCCAAUGUCCACGCUGGAGAUGUCAGGGUGGAAAACCACCUUCUCAAUCUCCACGAGCUGAUUUUUCCCCAAGUAGAGUUUUAAAGUUGGGGCGAUCUCUUCUACUUUUGCAUCCUUCGUGUGACCCAGGAAGAGAUUUUUAGCUGUGGUCAGCAGCCAUUGUUCGCUGAUCAGUGUGGCCCCCGAAGUGAGAUUAUGGUGGGAGAUCAUCUUAGCCUGCCAGGGGAAGCUGCCUUUGGCGUCCAGAGAUCCACCUAUGAUCCGUUGCAGCUGAGUCGCUGGAUACUUAGGCUUCCCACACACUGUCCAAGAAAGCAGAAAGUCAGGCUCAGAAAUGACAGUCUCCUGAUCUGGAAAAGAGGCUGAGAGCAUAGACCGGUGGAGUCUACACUCUUCAUCAUUUCACUGAUGCAGAGCUAGAGAGACCCUGUCCUGAGUCCCUACCCCCUAUUCCUCUCAUUUUCACCAUUUGCACUUUUAAAUGAUUGCCUUUUUAAAUUGUUUACAUCACUAAGAUCUAUUUCCUGCUUUUCUAACUCAUUAAAAAAAAUCAAGAUUUUAAAACCUUAGCAGAUGGACAUUCUAUGUGUUUAACACAACAAAGAACUGAAAUUCACUGUAAAGGCACAGAGUUAUAGAAACUCAAUCUGAACAAAAAACAUUUUCUAAAUAGAGGGAUCCGCAGCAGCAGCAGCGGCUCUGCCUCAGGUGUCUGAGCCCUCACGACAGAUCAGGACAGGAUGGCAGUUCCACGUCACUGAAGCAGUCCUGUUGUCCCAGGAGGGGAAGGCGAAGGUCACAGCUCUUCCUAAUGACAGGACACAGCACACAUGUUCACACCUUCCCGGCCUCCUGUGUCAUACUGCCACGGGUAUGUUUUGUCAUGCCCUCCCUUGCCACCUUCUUCCUGAUUCUUGCUUCGCCUUGGCCCUGGACUCUAGGCAGGCUGUCUGGGCGCAGGGUCUCCUGGCCCUCUCAGGGCAGCAUCUACAGUUGAUUGAGUUAAUGCCCCUCAGGCCCACACGACCACAAGCUUCAGUGAACAUCAUCAGGGUCAUCAUCGAACAGCUCAAUUCCCCACCCAGCCAUCUGGGUUCUCCCCAGCCCCUUCCUUGGCUCUCAUGUGCUCACGGCCACGCAGGAAGGAUGGCUCUCUGGAUAGUCCACUGAGGUGCAUGCUCACUCUGCCCUCGCCACCCACCCUGCUGCCCAGUGCCACAGGCUUCCUACCUGCUUCACAUUCAGGAAGCUUCUCUCCAAGGGCCUUAUUGACCCACUGCUUCUCGCUGUUUAAGGCGUACACUCCUGAAACAAAGGGCAAGAAACUGAAUCUGGACCAGCAUGGGGAGAAAAGGAACUGAAAAAGAAGACUCAGAAGGGAAAGGAGAGAAGGAAGGGAAAGAGGUUGGAGGGGAGGGGCGCUCUAUCCUGGAAGCCUAGAGCUGGGGGUACCAGCGCAGUCCAGCAGCAUGGAACAGUGACCACAGCAGGCAUACACGGUGGGGAUCGGCUCAAAUCCUG
Talpa occidentalis (Iberian mole) is the source of this 5705-nucleotide messenger RNA. It is a transcript of the gene TXNL4B, whose product is annotated as thioredoxin like 4B. Gene Ontology annotation, cellular component: spliceosomal complex; U5 snRNP; U4/U6 x U5 tri-snRNP complex. NCBI's taxonomy places the organism in Eukaryota, Metazoa, Chordata, Mammalia, Eulipotyphla, Talpidae. Bases 278 to 727 code for a protein of 149 amino acids. Gene Ontology annotation, biological process: mRNA splicing, via spliceosome. The transcript is spliced from 4 exons. The record is from RefSeq and is a predicted model, not a curated record.